UGCUCAUUUCAGGUGGGGAGUUUGGGUGAUUCAGAUAUUUAGGGUGUUUGGUUAUGAGAGUUGUUUGAGAAUUCUUGUCAAUUAUGUGUAUUGAGAUGUUCCGGACGAGGAUUAUGUUGUUUGGAACUGCUUUUGUUGUGUGGUUGUGUUGCUCUCAUCUGUUUGGUGGGGCAGAUGGCCAGGUUACUGACCCAGUGGAAGUCACAGCAUUGCACACCUUCAAGCAAAGUUUGAUUGAUCCAAAUCAGAAUCUCAGUAAUUGGAAUCGUGGAGAUCCAUGUAUGUCGAAUUGGACAGGGGUUUUGUGCUUCAAUAUGAUCAUGGAUGAUGGCUAUCUACACGUUGAAGAAUUGUAUGUACAGAAUAUGAAUCUGUCAGGCAGUUUAUCUCCAGAGCUUCAUCGCUUAUCUUAUAUGAAAAGAUUGAAUGUUAUGUGGAAUAAGAUAAGUGGAAAUAUACCGAAGGAGAUUGGCAAUAUUACAUCUUUGAUACUCUUGCUCUUGAGUGGAAAUCGACUCACAGGUUCCUUGCCUGAAGAGAUCGGUUAUCUUCCUAAUUUAGACAGAAUUCAAAUUGACGAGAACCAAAUAUCUGGACCAAUACCUAAAUCAUUUGCGAACUUGAACAAAACAAAGCAUUUCCACAUGAACAACAAUUCAAUUAGUGGGCAAAUCCCGCCUGAACUGUCUAGUCUCCCAGAACUCGUUCACUUGCUACUUGACAAUAACAACUUAUCAGGGUAUCUUCCACCAGAGCUCGCCAAUAUGCCUAAACUACAGAUAGUUCAAUUGGACAACAACCACUUUGAUGGGGGGGCUACAAUACCAGCUACAUAUGGCAACAUGUCUCAUUUGAUGAAGUUGAGUCUUAGGAACUGCAGCUUGCAAGGACCAAUCCCCGACAUGAGCAGGAUGCUGAACCUUUCUUAUAUUGACCUCAGUUCAAACCAGCUUAGUGGAUCCAUACCACAAGUUAAGCUUUCCGAAAAUAUCACAACUAUCGAUUUAUCAAACAACAAUCUUAAUGGAACCUUCCCUGGCAUCUUUUCAGGCCUGCCUCAACUUCAGAAAUUGGCACUUGCAAACAAUUCACUAAGUGGUUCUGUUCCAUCCAAUAUCUGGGAAAAUAGAACUUCUAAUGGUACCGAGAGACUCAUUGUGGAUUUACAGAACAAUAUGCUUUCAAAUAUCUCAGGCAGUGAUAACCUACCUCCAAAUGUUACUGUUAGGCUUCAAGGAAAUCCAAUAUGCUUAAAUACCAACCCGGUCCAGUUUUGUGGAUCUCAGAAUGAAAAUGACAGUAAUAUCCAGAGCUCAACAAACUCCACUGGUGCUUGUUUCGUGCAAUCGUGCCCACCCCCUUACGAAUAUGCCCCAUCAUCACUUGUACCAUGCUUCUGUGCUGUGCCUUUGAUCGUUGAUUAUCGGCUGAAAAGUCCUGGAUUCUCAGAUUUUCGGCCAUACACCAAUCUAUUUGAGGAGUACCUAACCUCUGGUCUCGAGUUGAAGGCUUAUCAACUUGACAUUGCUACUACUCCUAUGUGGGAAAUAGGUCCCCGACUGAGAAUGUACUUGAAGAUUUUUCCUGUUUACAUUGACAACACCACUCAUUUAUUCGAUAGGAGUGAGGUUCUACGAAUUCAGAGUUUGUUCACAAGAUGGGAGAUUCAUGAUAGUAAAAUUUUUGGACCUUAUGAGGUUCUCAACUUCAUUCUGUUGGACCCUUAUAAAGAAGCGGACCUCUCCUCUUCAAAAUCUGGUAUUAGCAAGGUAGCACUGAUUGGCAUUGCACUUGGGGCGAUUGCAGGUGCAGUUACAUUAUCCGCAAUUGUAUCACUUCUUAUAUUGAGAUUGAAUGCGAGAAAACGCCAUAUAUCUUCAAGAAGACAUCUAUUGUCUAAGAUCUCUUUCAACAUUGAUGGUGUAAAAGGUUUCACUUACGGAGAAAUGGCACUUGCAACUAACAAUUUUCAUGCUUCCACUCAAGUAGGACAAGGAGGGUAUGGGAAUGUCUAUAAAGGUAUUCUAGCUGAUGGCACAGUUGUGGCCAUAAAACGUGCACAAGAAGGAUCAUUGCAGGGUGAAAAGGAAUUUCUCACUGAAAUAGAACUGUUGUCAAGGUUACAUCAUCGGAACCUGGUUUCUUUGAUUGGAUACUGUGAUGAAGAAGGUGAACAGAUGUUGGUUUAUGAGUUCAUGCCCAACGGUACCCUGAGGGAUCAGCUAUCUGGUAAGCUUAAAGCGCCUAUGAGUUUUGCCAUGAGAUUGAAAAUUGCUCUAGCUGCAGCCAAGGGCAUUCUCUAUCUACAUAUGGAAGCCAAUCCUCCAAUAUUCCAUCGUGAUAUCAAGGCCAGCAAUAUAUUGUUGGAUUCUAAAUUUACUGCAAAGGUUGCCGAUUUUGGACUUUCACGGCUUGCCCCCAUCCCUGAUCUUGAAGGAACUAUACCUGUUCAUGUAUCCACAGUCGUUAAGGGGACUCCGGGGUACCUCGAUCCAGAGUAUUUUCUCACUCGUCAACUGACAGACAAAAGUGAUGUUUAUAGCCUCGGCGUUGUAUUUCUAGAGCUCUUGACAGGAAUGCAUCCAAUCUCGCAUGGCAAAAACAUUGUUCGAGAGGUAAACAUUGCAUGUCAAUCUGGAAUAAUCUUCUCUGUCAUUGAUGAACGAAUGGGAUCCUAUCCUUCUGAAUGCGUGGAGAAGUUUGUAAGCUUGGCCCUCAAGUGUUCCCGAGAAGAGACAAGCGCACGACCUUCAAUGGCAGAGGUGGUUCGGGAACUUGAAAGCAUAGGACUUUUGAUGCAUGAGUCAGACAGCAAAGUAACAGAAUCGUUUAUUACUGACCCUGCUAAGAUUGUGAGCCCUCCAUCAUCAUCGUCUAACAUGAAUCAUCCUUACGUAUCAACAGAUGUCUCUGGCAGUGACCUUGUUAGUGGAGUCAUGCCUGCCAUUACACCUAGAUGAUUUUUCUCCCAACUUCUGUAUUUUAGUCCACAUUUGUUCAAUUUGAUUUGUAAAAUUCUGAUAGCUCACAUUUGAUGUUGUUGUCAUACAAUAAUAGUUUUGCUUACAAUCCAUUGUAUUUCUUGAAUAUUUGUGUGAUACCUCUGUGCUAUUUGAAAUGGGUUGGGCUUAUGUCAAGUUCAAAUUUAAACUUGAGGGACCCUGCCAACCACAAAUCCCUUUUCAAUGAUUCAAAUUGUUCAUUUUGUAGGGUUUUGAGUGUAUAUGGUGGGGAGUAGAAAUCUGUCCCACAUCGGUUCACUAGGGACUCUUGACCUACCCUAUAAAG
Camellia sinensis is the source of this 3288-nucleotide messenger RNA. NCBI's taxonomy places the organism in Eukaryota, Viridiplantae, Streptophyta, Magnoliopsida, Ericales, Theaceae. The record is from RefSeq and is a predicted model, not a curated record.